Messenger RNA from Scomber japonicus (chub mackerel), 1245 nucleotides. RefSeq names its product E3 ubiquitin/ISG15 ligase TRIM25-like. The transcript is spliced from 2 exons. NCBI's taxonomy places the organism in Eukaryota, Metazoa, Chordata, Actinopteri, Scombriformes, Scombridae. Gene Ontology annotation, molecular function: zinc ion binding. The record is from RefSeq and is a predicted model, not a curated record. The coding region runs from base 1 to 1245 and encodes 414 amino acids.
AUGGCGCAGAAAGGAGAUCAGUUGGACCAAGAAACAAUCAGCUGUUCAAUCUGUCUGGAUCUACUGAAGGAUCCGGUGACUAUUCCCUGUGGACACAGCUACUGCAUGAGCUGUAUUAAACACUUCUGGGAUGGAGAGGAUCAGAGGAAGAUCUACAGCUGCCCUCAGUGCAGACAGACCUUCACACCAAGGCCUGUCCUGAUGAAAAACACCAUGUUAGCAGCUUUAGUGGAGCAGCUGAAGAAGACUGGACUCCAAGCUGCUCCUGCUGAUUACUGCUAUGCUGGACCUGAAGAUGUGGCCUGUGAUGUCUGCACUGGGAGGAAGCUGGAAGCUUUCAAGUCCUGUCUGGUGUGUCUGGCAUCUUACUGUAAGAAUCACCUCCAGCCUCAUUAUGAUGCAGCUCCAUUAAAGAAACACAAGUUGGUCGAGCCCUCGAAGAAGCUCCAGGAGAACAUCUGCUCUCGUCAUGAUAAGGUGAUGGAGAUUUUCUGCCGCACUGAUCAGCAGAGAAUCUGUUCUCUCUGCUCUGUGGAUGAUCAUAAAGGCCACGAUACAGUCUCAGCUGCAGCAGAAAGGACUGAGAGGCAGAGAGAGCUUGAGGUGAGUCGACUAAACAUCCAGCAGAGAAUCCAGGACAGAAAGAAAGAUGUGAAGCUGCUUCAACAGAAAGUGGAGGCCGUCAGUCGCUCUGCUGAUAAAGCAGCGGAUGACAGUGAGAAGAUCUUCACUCAGCUGAUUCGUCUCCUCCAGAAAAGAAGCUCUGAUGUGAAGCAGCAGAUCAGAUCCCAGCAGGAAACUGAAGUGAGUCGAGCCAAAGAGCUUCAGGAGAAGCUGCAGCAGGAGAUCACUGAGCUGAAGAGGAAAGACGCUGAACUGAAGCAGCUCUCACACACAGAGGAUCACAUCCAGUUUCUACACAACUACCCCUCAGUGUCACAACUCAGUGAACCUACAGACUCAUCCAGCAUCAAUAUCCGUCCUCUGAGAUACUUUGAGGAUGUGACAGCAGCUGUGUCAAAGCUCAGAGAUAAACUACAGGACAUCCUGAGGGACAAAUGGACAAACAUCUCACUGAUAGGGACUGAAGUGAAGGUUUUACUGUCAGAAGCAGAGCCCAAGACCAGAGCUGAGUUCUUAAGAUAUUCAUAUGAAAUCACUCUGGAUCCAAACACAGCAAACACACGACUGUUAUUAUCUAAGGGGAACAGAAAAAUUCGCUGGAAGGUGUCAGGUCCUGAGUAG